AUGGAAACAGAGAAAACGACAAAAGAACAGCCUUAUCCUGAUGAUUAUUUGAAGGUCACUGGUUUUGUUCCACCAGAUUUCCGCUAUGGUCAGCAAGCAUAUUUAAUCGAAGGAGCAAAGAUCUUUAUAUCUUAUAGCAACAAUUUUCAGAUGCGUUUGGGAAGUCAUCUUGGACAAGCUGUCAAUCAUCUACUUCGUAUUCGACAAAGAAAAGCCGAAUUAAUUGCUUAUAGAAGACCUAAAAGAUUAAUUGAUGCACUGAUAAAAUCUGAAGUAUACAGAGAAAUAACUGAGCCGGCGACAAGAUUUAAGGAACUUAUAGCUAGAAGGUUACCUCAAAAUUUUGUAUUGGACGGAGAGCCGUUCGGGGACCCUAUCUACAAUAACGCUCUUGAAAUUCUUCGCCCUGUCCUUACCAGUUAUCCCGUUGACUACCGAUUUCGUGGGAAUAGCAUUUGUUACGAUUCCAAAGCAGGACCAGUUGAACAUAUGCGGACUUUUUACGAACUGGCUUUAUCAUUUAUUGAUAUAGAAUUACCUGUGUUAAAUUGCUUCCCAUUACGCCGUUCUUGGAUUCCUUGCUACACAACCAUCGAUUCAAAAAAAAUUUGUCAAAAUAAUCUUGGUCGUCGGUGA
Mucor mucedo is the source of this 636-nucleotide messenger RNA. RefSeq lists its product as uncharacterized. The coding region runs from base 1 to 636 and encodes 211 amino acids. NCBI's taxonomy places the organism in Eukaryota, Fungi, Mucoromycota, Mucoromycetes, Mucorales, Mucoraceae. The transcript has 2 exons. The record is from RefSeq and is a predicted model, not a curated record.